AUGCUCUCCAGAAACUCCAUGGUAUGUUUGCUCAUACUGCUGCUGCUGCUGCUGUCUUGGCUCCUUCGCCUUGCUCGGGCCGUUGCCCAGCCCACUCCCCGCCUCGCCCGCGGCUUCGCCAGCGUCCAGGACACUCCUGCGCAGACCCUCCAGUCCGACAUCUUCAAGCCCACCAAGUACGGCGGCAAGUACACCGUCACCCUCAUCCCCGGUGACGGUAUCGGUGCCGAGGUUGCCGAGUCCGUCAAGACCGUCUUCAAGGCCGACAAUGUCCCCAUUACCUGGGAGCAGAUCGAGGUUUCGGGUGUCCAGGACAACGCCAGCCGCACCGAGGAGGCUUUCCAGCAGGCCGUUGCCUCUCUGAGGAGGAACAAGCUCGGUCUCAAGGGUAUCCUCCACACCCCCAUCAGCCGCUCCGGCCACCAGAGCUUCAACGUCGCCAUGCGCCAGGAGCUCGACAUCUACGCCUCCAUCUCGCUCGUCAAGAACCUCCCCGGCCUCCAGACCCGCCACAAGGACGUCGAUCUCUGCAUCAUCCGUGAGAACACCGAGGGUGAGUACUCCGGUCUCGAGCACCAGUCUGUCGAUGGCGUCGUCGAGUCCCUCAAGAUCAUCACCCGCGCCAAGUCCGAGCGCAUCACCAAGUUCGCCUUCCAGUUCGCCCUUGCCAACCAGCGCAAGAAGGUUACCUGCAUUCACAAGGCCAACAUCAUGAAGCUCGCCGAUGGUCUCUUCCGCGGCACCUUCAACCGCCUCGCCAAGGACUUCCCUCAGCUCGAGUGCAACGACAUGAUCGUCGAUAACGCCUCCAUGCAGUGCGUCAGCAAGCCCCAGCAGUUCGACGUCAUGGUCAUGCCCAACCUUUACGGUGGCAUUCUCUCCAACAUCGCCGCUGCCCUUGUCGGUGGCCCCGGUGUCGUCCCCGGCUGCAACAUGGGCCGUGACGUCGCCGUCUUCGAGCCCGGCUGCCGUCACGUCGGUCUUGAUAUCCAGGGCAAGGACCAGGCCAACCCUACCGCUCUCCUUCUCAGCGGUACCAUGCUCCUCCGCCACCUCGGUCUUGAUGACCACGCCAACCGCAUCUCCAACGCCGUCUACGACGUCAUUGCUCAGGGCAAGGUCCGCACCCGCGAUAUGGGCGGCGAGGCCUCCACCCACGAGUUCACUCGCGCCAUCCUCGACUCCAUGGAGAAGUCUCUCUAAAGAUACCCCGCAACGUAGGACAAGCCUUGGCCUGAAUAGAAAAAGACCAUGCGUUUAAUCCGACUGCAUCUGCGCUCAUUUCCAUCUUUCGCCUUUAAUUUACACUGUAUAACGGCCCAGCCGCCGCCGGCUGGUUGGAGAUACCACGACGGAGGUGAUUACUUGUUCUUGACCUGGACGAGUAGAUUGGGAGAGAAGGGAGCAUUCACCGUCUCCUAUUAUCCCUUGUAUUGUACGUAGAGUUGGCUAUACGAAUUCCAUUUCAUUUGUCUGCUAUAUACCGGCGAUCUUGGGGCGGGAGACAAGUCGUGCAAUUUCCGA
This is a messenger RNA of Neurospora hispaniola, 1524 nucleotides long. Its product is annotated as putative isocitrate dehydrogenase [NAD] subunit 1 mitochondrial precursor. The record is from RefSeq and is a predicted model, not a curated record. The transcript has 3 exons. Gene Ontology annotation, biological process: isocitrate metabolic process; tricarboxylic acid cycle. Bases 1 to 1203 code for a protein of 400 amino acids. Gene Ontology annotation, molecular function: isocitrate dehydrogenase (NAD+) activity; NAD binding; magnesium ion binding. Gene Ontology annotation, cellular component: mitochondrion. NCBI's taxonomy places the organism in Eukaryota, Fungi, Ascomycota, Sordariomycetes, Sordariales, Sordariaceae.